ACCACGCUGGACGCCGUGCUCCGCCCGCUCUGUCAACAUGGCCUCCUCAAUGUCACUCUUCGGUUUGAGCCGAGUGUCUUUUCGAAAUUUACUCACAAAAACACAACUGACUCCAUUAAGGUCAGUUAGCACGUCAGGAUGUCUGGCCCAGAAACAAGAGAAAGAGUCCCAGCUCAUCACGGUGGAUGAGAAGCUGGACAUCACAACAUUAACUGGUGUUCCUGAGGAGCACAUCAAGACUCGUAAAGUGCGCAUUUUCGUGCCCACCCGUACGGCCAUGCAGUCAGGGGUCCAGAACACCAAGAAGUGGAAGAUGGAUUUCGACACCCGGGAGCGCUGGGAGAACCCUCUGAUGGGCUGGGCCUCCACAGCCGACCCACUGUCCAACAUGGUCCUUACCUUCAGCACCAAGGAGGACGCCAUUGCGUUUGCUGAGAAGAAUGGUUGGAAUUACGAUAUAACAGAGAAAAGGACGCCGAAGCCGAGAUUUAAGUCAUAUGGAGCAAACUUUUCCUGGGACAAAAGAACUAGAAGAUCUGCCAAGUAGACGAUCAGUCACUGAUAACUGUUGCUGUUAUCUGUAACAGUCUUGUAUAAGUUUUCUGUAUCUAUAUCUAAUAAAGACUCCUGGAGUCAAUUACA
Molecule: messenger RNA, 642 nt
Organism: Colossoma macropomum (tambaqui)
Lineage: Eukaryota; Metazoa; Chordata; Actinopteri; Characiformes; Serrasalmidae
Gene: ndufs4
Product: NADH:ubiquinone oxidoreductase subunit S4
Exons: 5
Coding region: 38-547 (169 amino acids)
Biological process (GO): electron transport chain
Source: RefSeq, a predicted model, not a curated record